Molecule: messenger RNA, 587 nt
Organism: Periophthalmus magnuspinnatus
Lineage: Eukaryota; Metazoa; Chordata; Actinopteri; Gobiiformes; Gobiidae
Gene: npy
Product: neuropeptide Y
Exons: 4
Coding region: 48-347 (99 amino acids)
Biological process (GO): neuropeptide signaling pathway; feeding behavior
Cellular component (GO): extracellular region
Molecular function (GO): neuropeptide hormone activity; neuropeptide Y receptor binding
Source: RefSeq, a predicted model, not a curated record
GAAGACACUGGCUGAACGAGCGCACUCAUCCACAUCCUCCGGGAAAUAUGCAUGCUAACGUGCUGAGUUGGUUGGGCAGCCUGUGGGUCGUGCUGUGGGCGCUGCUGUGCCUCAGUGCCCUAGCGGAGGGAUACCCCAUUAAACCCGAGAACCCCGGGGAGGACGCACCGGCAGAGGAGCUUGCCAAGUAUUACUCCGCUUUGAGACACUACAUCAACCUCAUCACGAGACAGAGGUAUGGGAAGCGUUCCUCUCCGGAGCUCCUGGACACACUGAUCUCUGAGCUGCUGCUGAGGGAGACCACAGACACACUGCCACAGUCCAGAUAUGACCCGUCCCUAUGGUGAUUGACCCCGCCCUCACGCUGGCCCCGCCUCCAUGCUGCUGACCUCCUGACCUCUCACCUGACCUCUCGUGCGACCUCUCGUGUGACCCCUAUGUGACCCCUGUGUGAACCUGCUCCAAUCCAGUCCAGUCCAUGCUUAUGGGACGUCCCACCUGCCCUGUACAUAAGGCCCCGCCCCCUGAGACUGAGGGGUGUGUCCUCUCUGUGUUCUCAUGUGAACAAUAUUAAAGAGUCUCUGUUU